Molecule: messenger RNA, 1167 nt
Organism: Fraxinus pennsylvanica
Lineage: Eukaryota; Viridiplantae; Streptophyta; Magnoliopsida; Lamiales; Oleaceae
Source: the annotation of a GenBank genome assembly
AUGGGAGAGGAGGAGCACUCAGUAGAACAGAACCCCCAGGAGACGAUGUUGGAUAACAUUGAGGCUUUGCUUGAGGCUGCUAGAUAUGAUGAUAUUGAUGAUGUCAUAACCAUAGAAUCUGCUGGGGUGUCUCUAGAUUCUAAGGAUUCACAAGGACGCACAGCAUUGCAUAUGGCCGCAGCCAAUGGACAUCUUGACAUUAUAGACUAUCUUCUCCGCAAUGGGGCGAAUGUUAAUGCUUCUAAUGUGGAGAACAAUACGCCUCUUCACUGGGCUUGUCUCAAUGGUCACACCGAGGCUGUCAAACAUCUGAUUCUCGCCGGAGCCAACAUCUCAGCAUUAAAUAGCCAUGAGAGGACUCCCAUGGACGAGGCGGUGAGUAGAGGAAAGAUGGAUAUAAUCGAUGCUGUGAACGAAGCAGCGGCUCAGAUUUUGCUCCAUUUACCGAGUAAAAAAAGGAAGAACGCACCACGAAAGGCGGCUACUCCUAAGAUGUUGGAAUUCAUGAGGGAACUCAGAAAGGUUAUCACAAUUGGUGUUGUUGGAGGUUCUGACCUUGUUAAGAUAUCAGAGCAGCUUGGAACAUCAGUCAUUAAUGAUUAUGACUAUGUGUUCGCUGAGAAUGGCCUUGUGGCUUACAAAGAUGGCAGUAUAAUUGGAACACAGAGCUUAAAAUCAUUUCUUGGGGAAGAAAAGCUCAAGGAACUCAUUAAUUUUACGCUCCACUACAUUGCUGACUUGGAUAUCCCAAUUAAAAGGGGAACAUUUAUUGAAUUUCGAAGUGGGAUGCUCAAUGUAUCACCAAUUGGAAGAAACUGCAGUCAGGAAGAGCGAGAUGAAUUUGAGAAGUAUGACAAGGUUCACAAUAUACGCCCAAAAAUGGUGUCAAUGCUCCGUGAAAAGUUUGCACACUUUAACCUAACUUUUUCCAUUGGAGGUCAAAUCAGUUUUGAUGUUUUCCCUCAAGGCUGGGAUAAAACAUAUUGCUUGAGAUACCUUGGUGAUUUUCGGGAAAUCCACUUCUUUGGAGACAAGACAUACAAGGGAGGAAAUGACUUUGAGAUAUACGAUUCUGAGAGAACCGUGGGUCACACAGUUACUAGCCCUGAGGAUACGGUCAACCAGUGUUCUACUCUCUUCCUUAGCAAGCCAGAUGGACAAGCCUGA